GCCGAGGUAUCCAUGUCUUGAGGCUUUUGCCCCUCCUCAUACCAGGAGGGGAGUGCAAUGGCGUGGUGCGGUGGUUGGUAUGGCAGUUGGCAUUCCUAUGCCCGAUGUCUUUCCGCUUCUUGUUGCCAGAACAUGUGCAGCUGAUGUUGCUGUUGCUGCAACACUUGCUGCUGUUGACAGCAUAGCUGUUGUUGCCAUUGCAGCUGCAGGUGCUGGAGGAUCUGCUGUUGCUGUAUCAGUCUCUCCUGGUACUGCUGGUGUUGGUAUUGCGCCAUCUGUUCCACUAGGAGGCGCUGCAGUUGUUCCUCGCACACUCUUUGUUGCCAGAGACGUUGUUCCUGCUGCUGAGCGAUCUGCUCUUGCGUCUGCUGUAACAGAUGAAUGCAGACUUGGUGGUGAACCAGCAGGUCUUGUUGUUGGAUGUGCUGCAUUUGUAUUUGUUGCAGGGCCUGUGUCUCGUGUUCCUGUUGGCACUGCAUCUGCUGGUGCAGCUGACCAAGGGAUUGGUGUUGUUGAUGCUGCAGCUGGUCAUGAAGCUGAUAUUGUUGAGGCAGUUGAUGUUGGCCGAGCGGAUAGUGUUGUUGCGGUCCGUCCAUGUGCAGGGGAAUCACCUCAGUUGGCAGAGGUUGACCACCCUGUUGCUGUCCUUGCUCUUGUUCGUCAGGGCACAAGGCACAGUGGCUUUCACCUUUUCCCUUCUGGUCAUGAUCCAUAGAACAGUGGCGGUGGCUUCUGUUUUCUGCCUCCGGUGGUCGGGGUGCAUCCGUCC
Molecule: messenger RNA, 769 nt
Organism: Chara braunii
Lineage: Eukaryota; Viridiplantae; Streptophyta; Charophyceae; Charales; Characeae
Source: the annotation of a GenBank genome assembly